This is a messenger RNA of Erigeron canadensis, 1173 nucleotides long. RefSeq names its product aquaporin-5-like. Lineage: Eukaryota; Viridiplantae; Streptophyta; Magnoliopsida; Asterales; Asteraceae. Gene Ontology annotation, molecular function: channel activity. The record is from RefSeq and is a predicted model, not a curated record. The transcript is spliced from 3 exons. Gene Ontology annotation, biological process: transmembrane transport. Bases 6 to 983 code for a protein of 325 amino acids. Gene Ontology annotation, cellular component: membrane.
UAGUUAUGGCAACAAAUAAUGCUAACCAAGUGGUACUGACUGAUGAAGAAGAAGGCUUCUCUGGUGGGAAUAAGGUCCAACCCUUUUCACUAACCACACCAAGGAAUGAGCCAUGGGAAAUUGAUCAUGAAAAGAAAAAUAAAUCUCUUACUUUGGGAGAAAGGUUGGGUUUGGAGGAUCUUUAUUCCUUAAAUGUUUGGCGGGCGUCCGUGGGAGAGUUACUUGGGACAGCGGUUCUAGUGUUCAUGAUAGAUACUAUAGUCAUUUCAUCAUUUGAUUCAAAAAUUGAAACACCUACCCUUUUAUUAUCAAUACUUGUUGCCAUCACCAUCACUAUCCUUCUCAUCGCGGUUUUCCCUAUCUCGGGGGGCCACAUGAACCCUGUCAUAUCAUUUUCAGCCGCUCUUGUGGGACUCAUUUCGCUUUCUCGUGCAUUUAUCUACAUAGUUGCACAAUGUGUUGGUGGUCUACUAGGGGCACUAGCACUACAAGCUGUUGUGAGUAAAGAAAUUUCUCAAGGUUUUUCACUUGGAGGGUGUACCCUCACAAUUAUUGCACCUGGCCCAAACGGGCCAGUUGUUUCAGGGAUUGAAACAAGCCAAGCUUUUUGGCUUGAGAUUAUAUGUACAUUCAUCUUUCUUUUUGCUUCAAUUUGGUUAGCUUAUGAUCAUCGACAAGCCAAGGCUUUAGGCCACAUUGUGGUGCUUUCAAUCGUCGGAAUCAUUUUGGGGCUUCUCGUCUUCAUUUCAACAAGUUUAACAGGAAAAAAAGGAUAUGCUGGGGCAGGAAUGAAUCCAGCAAGAUGUUUGGGACCAGCCAUGAUUAGAGGAGGUCAUUUAUGGCAUGGUCAUUGGGUUUUUUGGGUUGGUCCUAGUAUUGCUUGCAUGGCUUUUUACAUUUACACGAAGAUCAUUCCAAGUAAUCAUUUCCAUGCUAAUGGUUUCAGGCAUGAUUUCUUCAAUGUAUUGAGAGCAUUGGCUUGACUCAAUAUAUUUAUAUAUGCUGCAAAAUAAAAUGUAGAUAUAGAUAUAAAUUCUAAGGAUUUCUAGGUACUGUUGUGUGGUCGAUCAAUUUUUUUCUCCCUUUCUAGCUUUAAGUCGUGAUUGUUUGAAGUUAUGUAAUACCAUAGUAUGCAAUUUGUAAAAUUCAAGAAAAGUUGAUUUUUCUAAUUAA